AUGUCUCUGCUACAAUUAUCGUGGCGAUGGACGGCCGUGGUCGCCAUCUCCUGGGCCGCCGUCGCCCAAGCGCAUACAAUUAUCACUUACCCCGGUUAUCGAGGAGACAACCUCCACACCAACGGAACGGUGGCACAGUCAAAUGGUCUCGGAAUGGCCUAUGACCCCGUGAAUGGGUCUCUCUACUACCCUUAUGGAAUGGAGUGGGCCUAUCCAUGUGGCGGUAUGCCGACGUCGAGAAAUCGCACUUACUGGCCCGUUAGCGGUGGCUCCGUUGCUAUCCAGCCAGGCUGGUUCCAAGGUCACUCCACGGCUCUGAUGUACAUCAAUAUGGGAUUCGGCGAAAUCCCCGAAAACAUGAGCCACCCGGUCGUACCACCUUUCCAGAUUGUCGGUCCCACGAACAACCCUUAUCCGGGCACGAUCUGCCUGACGCAAAUUCCAAUUCCGAAGGGCAUUGACGUCAAGGUGGGCGACAAGGCGACUAUUCAGGUCGUCGAGGCGGCUAAACACGGCGCGGCUUUGUACAAUUGCGUCGACAUCAUCUUCGCCGAGGAUGGGGACCCCAAGAUUGAACAAGUUACGGAAGAUAACUGUUUCAACUCUACCAAUAUCGGCUUCGAGUACAUGUACACGACGGCAGGUAUCGGAAACGGUGCAUCAACGAUCCAACCUUUGAUGGGGUCAUGGAUGACACUUGUUACAUUCCUGUUAGCGCUCGCACUCGUGUAG
Penicillium oxalicum is the source of this 732-nucleotide messenger RNA. Its product is annotated as copper acquisition factor BIM1-like domain-containing protein. NCBI's taxonomy places the organism in Eukaryota, Fungi, Ascomycota, Eurotiomycetes, Eurotiales, Aspergillaceae. The coding region runs from base 1 to 732 and encodes 243 amino acids. The record is from RefSeq and is a predicted model, not a curated record. The transcript is spliced from 3 exons.